Messenger RNA from Linum tenue, 2302 nucleotides. Lineage: Eukaryota; Viridiplantae; Streptophyta; Magnoliopsida; Malpighiales; Linaceae. The record is from the annotation of a GenBank genome assembly.
CAGUGAACUGUCCUUUUUGCUUUGGCGGCCACUCCCUCCGCAAAGAUUUCGUCCAUCCCUCCACUUCAUUUCAUUUCAUUGCUCUCCAACACCUUCGCCUCCACCCGCUACAGAAACCCUAGAUAUUCUCCACUUCCUCCGUAUUCCCCGCUCUCGGUUCACAUAGUUCUCGAAUCUUUGAGCUUCUUGAUACGAUUCCUUUCUCCAUCUCCGAGCGCGGAGGUCGCCCGACGAUGGAGGUUUCACUGACGAGUACCGCCGCCGCCGCGACCAAGCAAGUAGAACAGCAGCAGCAGUUCGCUUUGGCGUCCCUGACUGACCUUGCUUCUUGCUGUUCUUCUUCUUCUUAUGUAGCUUCCGCGUCGUCGUCUUCGCCGGCAGUUGCGACUUUCUCCGCCGAUGACGGGGUCGCCGAGCUGCGAUUCCGCCGAGAGUCCGAUUCCGACGGCGGCGGCGUUGUCAAUGUCGAUCUCACUACAGCUCAGUUAUGGAAGCUGGGUCCGACGCAGACGGUUUGCAUAUUCGGUGGUUCGGAUUGUGAUUCCAAUGAAGAGAAAUAUUCCAAGGGAGUCACUGUUCAGUUUAGAAAUGAGGAGGAAAGCAGGAUCUUCCAUUGUGCAUUUGAGCAAUGGAAAAAGAAAGGAAUCAUUACUCAAGGAGAAUCUUUGCCUAAUGGAACAUUGAGUAGUAAAAGCAAGUUUGAUGACAAGAUAGAGCCUUCAUCAGCCAAAAUGUAUUUCCAUUAUUAUGGCCAGUUACUACACCAGCAAAAUAUGCUCCAGGACUAUGUCAGGACAGGAACCUAUUAUGCUGCAGUCAUGGAGAAUCGUGCAGAUUUUUUUGGUCGUGUGGUGGUGGAUGUUGGCGCUGGUAGUGGUAUCUUGUCAUUAUUUGCAGCUCAGGCUGGGGCAAAGCAUGUCUAUGCUAUUGAAGCAUCUGAGAUGGCAGACUACGCCACAAAGCUUAUUGCUGGCAAUCCAGCACUCGGUGAAAGGAUCACGGUAAUAAAGGGUAAAGUUGAGGAAGUUGAGUUGCCAGAGAAAGCUGAUAUUUUGAUCUCUGAACCAAUGGGUACUUGUCAUCCACUUUGGCCGUUCUUUCUAAUCAUGAAUAUUUCUCUACAGUUGUUUGCUGAUUAUUAUUGCCUUACAUGUUCUGCAUUUUCUUUAAUUUUGUGGAUAUGGCAUGUAGGAACCCUGCUGGUGAAUGAAAGAAUGUUGGAGUCCUAUGUAAUUGCAAGAGAUCGGUUUCUUGCUCCCACUGGAAAAAUGUUUCCAUCUGUUGGAAGGAUACAUAUGGCUCCUUUCAGCGAUGAGUAUUUGUUUGUUGAAGUUGCUAAUAAGGCCCUUUUUUGGCAGCAGAAGAACUACUUUGGUGUUGAUUUAACAUCACUGCACGGAUCCGCAUUCCAGGGUUACUUUACUCAGCCUGUUGUAGAUGCUUUUGAUCCAAGGCUAUUAGUAGCUCCCGCAACAUAUCAUGUACUAGACUUCACUAAGAUGAAGGAAGAGGAUUUGUACGAAUUAUAUAUCCCCUUGAAAUUCACAGCCUCUGUUGGCACUAGAGUGCAUGGACUGGCUUGUUGGUUUGAUGUAUUAUUUAAUGGAAGUACCGUGCAAAGGUGGCUUACAACUGCCCCUGGUGCUCCGACGACCCACUGGUAUCAGCUGCGCUGCGUCCUGUCUCAGCCACUCUAUGUGAUGGCAGGGCAAGAGAUUACCGGCAGUCUUAGGUUAGUUGCACACAGUGCUCAGAGUUACACCAUCCACCUCACAUUGUCAGCGAAAAUGUGGGGGGUGGGUGCUGAACAAGGCGGAAUACUGCAGACUUCGUCAUGCAAACUUGAUCUGAAAGAGCCAUACUACAGAAUGUCCCAACCAUACGCCAUGCCACAGGAUCAACAACCUCAUCAAUUGGUACCUACACAGGAUGUACACAUUCAAGCAGAUGACUUAGAUGAUACAGAUUUGAUACAGCCAUUGCAAAAUCUGGAAGCUCAGCUCCCGUAAUAGGCUCGGCUCUGUGUGACAAUAACGUAGAUUGUGUUCUUCUGUAACAUAGAAUUUGUAACCUACUGGCUAUGGAAGGCCAAGGUUUCCCCUCAGAGUAAUUCAUUUACUACCAUUUCUCCAAAAAAUUUAUGAGGUGAUUCGCUUUGUUGUGUUUCCAGUUGAGCUCAUGAGGUAUGUAGAAUAAUGGAAUCCUGUUUUGCCCUAAGUUUUGGUUCUCGAACCGCAUUUGUUGAAAAGUAAGAAAAAAUUGUGAGAUUGCAUCUGUAUUGGUGAAAGAGAGAUACUUAUUA